Molecule: messenger RNA, 3662 nt
Organism: Cimex lectularius (bed bug)
Lineage: Eukaryota; Metazoa; Arthropoda; Insecta; Hemiptera; Cimicidae
Exons: 10
Coding region: 490-3561 (1023 amino acids)
Biological process (GO): regulation of cell cycle phase transition; positive regulation of nuclear cell cycle DNA replication
Cellular component (GO): Dbf4-dependent protein kinase complex; nucleus
Molecular function (GO): zinc ion binding; protein serine/threonine kinase activator activity; nucleic acid binding
Source: RefSeq, a predicted model, not a curated record
UUAACGGUUGUGUUGACAUUUUUAUUGCACCCUAACAUUUUUUAAUCUGUAUAGGGGGAAAAAAAUUGUUUUUUUUUUCCGUUUUAAAAAAAGAAACCGGGGUCUCGUGAUAUCCGCGUUUUCAGCGAUUACGGCCGCAGUUUUUUUUGUUGUUGUUUUGUGUCGACUCGACCGCCGGAUCGCUCGACCAGUGGAAACGUGAUAACCGUCGCAUUUGGUAAACAGUGGAAACGGACCCGAUUUGAAAGUGGAUUUCGAGCGUGAGAUCGCUACUCGUGGUGUUGGGCUAUUUCGACAAAAGCCCGGCGCCUUUUUCCCAGACGGAAAAACCCCGGGAAAUCCGGCCGAUUUUCCUAUUUUUCUAGAGCAAGGUUAAGUUGGCGCGCGAUGCCCGCACCCUGCUGAACCCGGGCCCACCUCCGGCCGGACCGUUGCCGUGAUCCGCCCCUGAGAUGACAAUCGCCACGAGCUAGGCAAAGCGUUCCGAGGAUGGUCUCGCCCCAGAAGAAGAAUAAACCGGAGAAGAAGAAAACGCCUGAAGAGCUCGUCAAAGACAACGUAUCGAAGAAGGCGAAGAACACCGCCAAGCCAUUGAUCAACAAGAAGUUCUACCUAGAUAUCAGAAACCACGCCACUCUCAAGAGAAUUGAAAGCAAACUCACAGAACUCGGAGCAACACUUGAAUUAUUCUUAGUGAAGGAAGUCAACUACGUUGUAACCGACCGUGAAAAUUAUUUACCAGGGCGAAAUAGCUACUCCAACGUUCCAACACCGUCUCCUUUGCCGUUUUGCAGUAUUUCACCAGCUACGACAGAUUCUCCUAAAGAUGGAGUGAUCACCUUUAGAGCCCGGUCUCGUGCAGAGACCAUGUUAGAGAGAGUGAAGAACCAGCCACAAAAGACAACUGGAGACAUUUUAGACAACGCUAUCGCCUGGAAAAUUCCCAUAUAUCCUUUGCACAGGUUUGUAAGCUGGUUAGAAAAAGUCGGAAAAAAAGUUGAAAAACUUGCAGGCGACACUGGUUUACUAGUUGGUCGGGGUGUGCGCGAACUUCGAGGUUGUUUUCUCAAGAUUGAAACCACUUCGAGGCCUGAAUUCCGGCAGUUUUCAUCUUGGCCUAGCUUAGGGCUGACUAAUCAUAAAACUAACCAGUUGAAUGGCAAUGACUUGCAAAGAAUGACAAGAAAAGUGAACCGAACUGCGAAAGAAGCUACUUCUGCACCAGGUGGUGGCAAUGGGUACUGUGAGAUGUGUAGAGUGUGCUAUGAUCAGCUAGACACACAUGUGUUAUCAGCACAACAUAGUAAAUUGGCUAAUGACUCUUCCCAAUAUGCCCAACUUGACUCUAUAAUUGCUCAACACAAUUUAGGGGUUGGCGCAUUGAGGAAAUCACUUAGGAUAGCUAAAUCCCCUCCUCCGUACCUACCACCAGAGAUGGGAGGCCGACAAAGUACUGAGAGUGCUUGUAAGCAGUCUUCACCGGUGCUAUCGUCGCCGAUUUCCAUUCCAAAAUUGAACGGUCAUAUCACAAGAUCAACCUCUAGGAUCCACAUGGUUGUCCCGAGAGUUAAUCUCGGCACUCCUGUAUCCCUGCCUCCGCAUUUCAACGGGAUCGAGUUGAGGUCGAAGAAGACACCUUUAAAAGAUACCAAAACGCCGACGAGCGGCUCUGAUCAUGAAGAGAAAACUAAGGUUAAAAAGCCAUGCUCCUCGCCCGUUCCUGUUGCUGCCUCACCUAACAAACAUUCUUCGGCUUCUUCCCCAUCAGUCGAGCACAAUUUGCGAUCGAGGAAAUGUCAGGUGAAGCAGUCAAGCCCAGCAGCUGAAAAUCCUGUUAGGAGUCCAGGCACCAAACCACUUCCAGUGCUGAGGGCGAUUCCAAUAGUUCCAAAAAGUCUUGCGAAAGCACCCGCAAAAUCGUCGAGGACGUCUAACGUGAAUAAACUCUCAUCACCGCCACCUCCACCCCCACCUCAAUCUCAAUCGCCCUCAAAGAGGUUAAUAAAAAAGAGGUUGUCUGUUGAGGAAAAGCUCAUAGAGGAUAACAAGUCUUAUUACAAAGUUGAGGUUUUAAACAGCAAAUUGAGAUCGACUGAUUACUUUAUUUCUCAAAAACAGGUUGAAGCUAAACUCAAUGGGAACAGCACAUCAAACAACAACAACCAGCUCAAGUCUCCUAAUGAGGUUAAAUCUGUGGUUGUUCGGUUUAAAAAAGUGCGUAAGUCCGAGUUGGCCGUAUUGAGCGACGAGGCAGAAAGUUUCAUGUUCGGCGAACCCAAAAAAGAGCUCGAGCAACACUCGUUGAGCGAUGAGAGAGAUGAAGAGUCUGAACAAGAUGCCUCCGAGUCCGAGGAGGAUGUCAAAACGACAAAAAAAUCGAGCAGACGUAGCGAGAGGAGUCAUUCGUCCAGCAAGUCGGAAGAAACUAGGAUCAAAGAGGAGGAGUUCGAUUUAACUAAAGUUAAACAGGAAGUUGAAGACUCGUCCUUUCACGAAAAGGUGAUGUUCUCUUUUGAGAUGAAGCCAAGGCAAGAAAUUUGGAUGACUACUUACCAGAGACAGGCUGAAGGGAAUGAACAUUAUAUUCCUCAAUACCAUACGUACCCCGGUUCAGUCAUGUUGCCGUACGAGUUACCCUGGGCCAAGAGAAAAUACAAGAAAAGUUUCAAAUCGUUUGAAAGCAAAAUCCCUCAACACUUGCUUCAUGAAAAGCCGAGAAAAUCACCUCGAUGCCAUGCAUCGACCCUUGCUAUCAUGUCGUCGUUGAUACCAAGAAGGAGGUUGCAAAGGGAGUGUACCGACAGGCCUGUCAGUUAUGAAGAGGAAUCCUCACUUACAGAAACGGUCGAGUCUUCAACUUCGGCUUCUUCCAUAGCACCGAGAUUGCAGCCGGAAGUGGUCACUAGUGCAACCAAAGAUUUAGUCGAUAUAGAUAAAAUCGACACGGAUCCUGCCACUUUCUUGGGUGUCGAUCCGACGUGUGUCCAGGAAGCUGAACCUCUGAUAAGAAAAGCUGGAUUCGAUCUCAGCCUUGAAGCUCUUCUGUCCAGUAGCCUCCAGGGACCUUCGUUUGAAAUUGAAGAAUCCCAUCCGCCAAACCAUAAAUUGUUCAGUAAUUUACGAUAUGUGAAUAUAGACUCUUGUGCAUCUUCUGAGUGUUCGGAUUUUUUUGGUUUCCUCGACGACGGACGUGUUGUGAGUAAGAAGAGAAAGAGGAAAAAAAGGAACAUGACGGGCUGGCCCAACGAAUCCAAAUACAAAAGAAAACUGAAGGAGAAGGAUGGGCCCUCCUCCUCUUCUUCCAUGUUCACUAUGACUGAUCCCAGUUUCCCCUUUGCCACCGGCCAACACGGCACAAUCCCAUCUUCCUCGCUAAUUUUACCCAGGAAGCGUGGAAGACCCCCAAAAAACCGCUUCAAGCUAGUGACGCCGACUCUGCUCUCCUCUCCCCACACUGCCUCCGCGACUUCGCCUCGGACCCAGGAACUCGAGAGAAAGAGCGAGGAAGAACCAAGGUUGAAAAGGAAACUGUUCAGGAUUUUCACAAAUAGCGUAAACUAGCUAGUCAUAUACGUGCUAAAUAGACUAUUCACUCCUUUCCCUGAUGUAAAUAACUAAUUUAUUAAUAAUACACUAAAGAGAUCAUUCAGAUGGGAAUCUUA